Osmerus eperlanus (European smelt) is the source of this 6243-nucleotide messenger RNA. RefSeq names its product adenylate cyclase activating polypeptide 1b (pituitary) receptor type I (gene adcyap1r1b). Bases 565 to 2154 code for a protein of 529 amino acids. Gene Ontology annotation, cellular component: plasma membrane. The record is from RefSeq and is a predicted model, not a curated record. NCBI's taxonomy places the organism in Eukaryota, Metazoa, Chordata, Actinopteri, Osmeriformes, Osmeridae. The transcript has 14 exons. Gene Ontology annotation, molecular function: vasoactive intestinal polypeptide receptor activity; G protein-coupled peptide receptor activity; peptide hormone binding. Gene Ontology annotation, biological process: cell surface receptor signaling pathway; adenylate cyclase-modulating G protein-coupled receptor signaling pathway.
AAGGGAGUGUGAGAGAGAGAGAGAGAAAAAAGAGAGUGAGGGAGAGAUGUUUAGUUUAAAUGCGCGGCGCAUACUUCCCGAGCGGUCGGCGUGACUACUUGCGGUUUACUGCAGGGCAACGGAAUGGCAUGAAAUAUCAACGACAGUGAUAAUUCCUAGGUAUCUUUAUCAAACACGGCAGAAAUCUGCGGUAAAUGUGUCUUAUCUCCCGUACCGUGAAGUCUCUCGCUUUUCCCCUUCGGACUGGAGACAUGUAUUGUCUCUAAACGGGUCUCAGUUUUAUACCUGCUACGCUCACCAAGUUUUCGUCUCAGCCACGGGGGAGUUUGUUUUCACAAUCAGUCCGACAGUCCUUCUCUACAGAAGCUGAGUAGCCUAUCCCAUUCACAUCGGCUACCCGCUCGCAACACCUGUGAGGGGUGUCAAAUUGAGCUGCUCUUUCCGCUGUGAUGAUCCCAAGGUGAGCAGAGAAAGCUGACCAGCAUCCUAUUCGGUCUGUCAAUCCCCCAGCCCUCUCCUGGACAUCUGAUUGGAGGAAAAGUCCUGAGUCAGAGGGGAAAGAAAAUGUCCGCCGCUAUGAGCGCAGCGCCCUUCCUGCCCUUCGUCCUCCUCCUGGCCAUGAUACCAGGUCUUCACUCGGUGCAAUCGGACUGCAUCCUGAAGCUAGAGCAGGAGAAAUGCAUGGAGAGGAUCACCUCAGACGACCCCGGAAACGACCCAGAGUUCGGGUGCCCAUGGAUGUGGGAUAACCUGACAUGCUGGCAGCCAGCGAGGGUGGGGGACGUGGUGGAGGUCAACUGCCCCGAGCUCUUCCACGAGUUCCUUAAUGAAGGAGAGGAAGAGCUGGGGACCGUGAGUCGGAACUGUACAGAGUUUGGAUGGACGGAAACCUUUCCCCACUACGUGGACGCCUGUCUCUUUGACGACAACAACAGCACAACAGAUAUGUACUAUGUGUCAGUGAAGGCCUUGUACACGGUUGGGUACAGCACCUCUCUGGUCUCCCUGACAACCGCCAUGGUCAUUCUCUGCAGGUUUAGGAAGCUACACUGCACCAGGAACUUCAUCCACAUGAACCUGUUUGUGUCGUUCAUCCUGAGAGCCAUCUCGGUGUUCAUCAAAGACGGCGUGCUUUACGCCAAGGAGGACAGCGAACACUGCUUCAUACACACUGUGGAGUGUAAGGCAGUGAUGGUGUUCUUUCAUUACUGCGUGCUAUCGAACUACUUCUGGCUGUUCAUAGAGGGCUUGUACCUGUUCACCCUGCUGGUGGAGACCUUCUUCCCAGAAAGGAGAUACUUCUACUGGUACACCAUCAUCGGCUGGGGGACACCCACGGUGUGUGUGACCAUAUGGGCCGUUCUCCGGCUGCACUUUGACGAUAAAGGGUGUUGGGACAUGAAUGACAACUCUGCCAUCUGGUGGAUGAUUAAAGGGCCUGUUCUGGCCUCCAUCAUGAUCAACUUUGUCCUCUUCAUCGGUAUCAUCGUCAUCCUCGUCCAGAAACUGCAGUCUCCAGACAUUGGUGGAAAUGAAUCCAGUAUUUACCUGAGGCUGGCCCGCUCCACUCUGCUGCUCAUCCCUCUGUUUGGGAUCCACUACACGGUGUUCGCCUUCUCCCCUGAAAACGUCAGCAAGAGAGAGAGGCUGGUGUUUGAGCUGGGCCUCGGCUCCUUCCAGGGCUUUGUUGUGGCUGUGCUCUACUGCUUUCUGAACGGAGAGUAUCUCCCUGAAGGUGCAGUCGGAGAUCAAGAGGAAAUGGCGCAGCUGGACGGUGAACCGAUACUUUGCUGUGGACCUGAAGCACCGGCACCCUUCGCUGGCCAGCAGCGGGGUGAACGGGGGGACGCAGCUCUCCAUCCUGAGCAAGAGCAGCUCCCAGAUCCGCAUGUCCAGCCUGCAGGCCGAGACCCCCGCCACCUGAGCCCCCUGGGGGACGCCGGCCCCCCCGCCAGCCACUUCCACACUGGACCCGACACCCCCUCCACCCCCACCACCUCCACCACCAACCUCCCCUCUACCUCCGCCACCAACCUUCCCAUCAACACCCCCACACACGCCCCAGUACUCUCAAACCAUAGUAGCCGCAAUCCUCACCCAGAGCCAAACCCACUGGAUCAAGACCCAACCGGUACAACUGUGCCCAUAGUUUGACCCCCAAACUCAACUGGCACCUCACUCACCGCACAUAAACUAACGUACAACACAUAAACCUCCGAUAGAUUCAAUUUAUCAUGGAAAACAACUACAACAACAGGCUGUCUAACCCAAACAAACCCAAUGUCCUCCAACCCUUCCUGACCUUGAAGCCACCCCAGUAGCUAGCCCCACCAUGCUGGGGUGCAGUUGGGAUUCUGCCCGGUUACAAGCGUUUUACUGCUGGAGCUGCCAGCCAUGUGGGUGGGGCCACACUCUGAAUGUGAACCAAUUGCAGGAGCCAUCUGAAAAAGGAACAGAAAUGUUACCUGCUCUGUACUGUACAUAUAUAGUCUUCAUGUGACACGUAAAUGAAAGUGAAGUGAACUAUUGUGGUGCUGGGACACCAGCCUAGACACAUUCAUCAUGCUAUCAGGCUAUCACCGUGGCGAUGACAGCUCGGACAUCUGCAUGACAGAGUUCUGAAUCUGGAGUGGCAAGAGGUCACAUAACAUUGUGUACGUAAUCGAUCAGCCGACCGAUGAGUUGAUAACAACCGCCUGGUUGAAAGAUUGAGGCCAGGGGUGUAACCCUCGCAAGAACAUGUCCGCAACCAACUUCAACGACUGAAUCAAGCAACUCGGGCCUUCGAACUGAAUAAGUCUCAAAGGUCAGUGAGAAAGACGCACGACUCACCAGGAAAGUGGAAUAAGAAGGCGAACUCUGUAUCACUAGCAGUUUUCUAUGUAAAUUACAGUUCUUGGUAUAGGAGUUUUAAAACGUCAUCCACUUGUUCCAGUAAAAGCUGUGAUUAUUGAGGUGUUCUGAUUGGACGACACCUCACUAGUGCUACUUGCCUCUAUCCUGCCAGAAAUAGGGAUGUUAAGGCAUAUUUCCUUCGGCCAAAGUAACAAGCAUUAUUUACAAGAGAGGCACAGUAUAUUUUCUACCAUUUAACAAAAUGCCAAAAACAUUGAUUACAGUUCGAUGCUUGCCUUAAAGCAUCUUCUAUGGAUGUUUGCAACAGGUAGCCUACAAUGCUAAGGUUUGUCAACUACGACCAUUUGCCUACAAUAGAUCUUGUUAAAUCUCAGCAUUUGGGGUGAUUACCUGAGGUGGGAGUGCUAACAGUUUUAAAACAGCCGCUAGUACAGAAAAUGUCAAUGAGAAAUGACUCAUAAGUGGUAUUAUUAGUCCAAUUUAAUAUGGAAUGGUUUUGCAUGAAUAGGUUGUUUUAUUUAAAAAAGAAUCAACUGGUUCUCGUUCUGUUGUGAUAUCACAUCUGAUGUUCAGGAGGCAUGGCUGUAUUACCUUUCAAUUUCACUUUGCAGUUUGAAAGCAAAGCCUUUUUAGAAGUAUGGGAUGUACAUUGAACAGGAAAUUAAUUUAGAUUAACAGGAAAAAUCCAAACACCUUCUUGAGUAAAUAUCAAUGUCCUAAAUUCAAAGCCCUGAGGUACUGUAAGAUGUUGUAAUGGGGCUUUUUUUUAUCCUUUGUUUGGCUUGAAGUGUUUCUUUUUUAGGUAUAUCUCACGUUCGUCUUGACUCAUGCUUUUUUUCCUCUGUAUCUUAAGAGGAAGCAUGUUGAUAGAGAGGUAGGUUUUUACUUGGGGCUAAUUAUCUCAUUCCAAAGAUGAAUGAUCAACUCCUCACUGAACUUGCACGGCCGUAUCCGUUUGCAAACGCUGAGCCAGCUUUGCAACUGAUGUCACUGCAGAUUUCCACUUUUGGUGUGACUAAAAUAUACUCAGAUUCCCAUGUCCUAUCUUAAUUUAUGUAUCCAAAGUGCCUUUAUGCACAAAAAUAGUAUGUAUGUUCAUGAGAUUUUUUGUGAUUCUCUCAAAAAAUUUACAACACUGCAAAGUAUGUCAAAAAAACAACAACAAAUAAAAACACAAGGUUCAACAAAAGUGCUUUUUAUGAUGGUACGCUAAGUCAAUAUUAUAAACCCGGAGGCCUUCAGAGUACCUUCAUCUCAUUUUUGUUACUGGUCAGAACCACAACCUGCAACCUUGUAUAAUAUAAACAAAAGUUAUUUUCUAGAAUAAUGAUCUCUUAAUGUCACAUGAUAAUGGAUACAAAGAUGCCUUUGACUAAUUUCAGACUUAAGAAUUUUAGACUUUGAGACUUAUUAUUUUGUAUCCAAUCUGGUUGACAGGAUUCUGUCAUUUAAGACAUAAAUUAAUUUGGCACUGGAAAUGAACAAGACCAGGUGAGAUUCCUAUCUAUCAAUACAGAUCAGGAUUUCUUAAUGAUUCUCAUAUGGGCUCCACCAUCCUACACACAAUGUGUGUACAAGGCCACAAUUAAUUUGGUUUGGCCACAUGAUAAUUGAAUAAUUACCUUUAUUAAAUGACACAUACACUAAUUCACAAAACAAACUGAUAAAAACAUAAAUAAAAAUAAAACAAGGUUUUGUCUGUUUAAAUUGUUAUACCGCGUUAAAUGUAGUCAAAUGAUAAAAAAAACAUGUUUUAAACUGUAGACAUUGGGAUAUCCAGUGUUUUAUGAAUAGUUGAUCUAUAAAGUACUCUUAGCAUCUUAUAGAGAACAUUCUAGAGCACACUGCUCCUCUGUUAUGUGAGAAUACAUAUCCUUAACCUAUUUACUGUAAGGACAUUUUCUGUCAGCAAAUAGGUUCAGUGUAUGCAGUCUGUCUUAAGUCUUUCUGCUGUGUGUGUGUGUGUGUGUGUGUGUGUGUGUGUCACAACAAUUGACCACAAGGAGUCCCUGUUUCACCACUUCUGUAGUGUGUAGGAUGGACUGGACAAUCAGAGGACAUGGCCUGAUUCUGUCAUAAAUUGAAUGUUGAAAAGCUUAAAACAGUUCAAGCUGAUGAAUUUAUACCGACCAGCAUGACAAUCCCAAUAUGUCAUGAGCCAAUAUAUUGAAGCAUUUAAGUUAUUAAGUAUACAUAGUGUAAUAUUAAGUGGAGCCUUAUCGCCAGUCUAUGUUGAUGUCAAACUUGAGGUGUCAAAGAUGUCAAACUUUUCUUUUGAAUAUAAAAUAGUAUUCUGCCUAGUUGAAGUGUUAAAACAAUGUGUCGCCUUCUAUUGUGGCUUAUGGUCUAAAUGAAUUUGCAGUUUAAUUGUGUAACGCACAGACAUAAGUUACUUUGGCUGUAUCAUGUAAAUUAUGUUGUCAAUGGUGCAAGUGAAUAGCGGUCAUUAGGAUUUUAGUUGUAUUUACUCUCUUUUUCAUGGAGAGUGUUUGUUUUAAAUGUUAAGCAUAUAUUGUAUUGCUACCUAUAAUCUACUGUUAAAUGAUGCAUGCGUCUUAAAUCGCUCAAUCCCAUUAGCUAUGCUGAGAAAAAUCACAUAGUGUUUUUUGCAGCUGAAGAUAUGACCUUUAGAGAAAUGCUAUCUGUUUCCACCUCUCAGUUGCGGAGUAGAACGUCCAUUCCUUAGAACGCAUUUUAAUGGCAGGAAAAUAAAGCCUCUUUUAACUGUGAAUUAUGUUAUACAAGGGCCAGACCUGAUACAACGGCCUCCUAUUCAGCAGACUGUCGUCAGUGUUAUCUCAAUACCUUCUCAAUGCUUUGUAAAUGCAUUCUCAGUACUUUUCCUUUGAAUGUCAAUUGUGUUGUGGCAUUUGUUUAGAAGAUGAAAAGUUAGUGCCAUAUAUUUCUAUGAGAAAAUAAGAUAUGUAAACACAUAAUCAUUAGUUUCGUACCAUUCACAGAUAGAUGGCAUAACUGCAUAUAUUUCUAUGAGGACAAACAGCCUUUUUUAGUUAUUUUUCCGUGUCAAACCUCCUCUGGAUGGUACUGUACCAGACAGGAAAGUGAUCCAUAAUUUGUUACAGUUACAAAAAUGCAAGGGAUCCUAGAUGAAGCCGUUGUAUUUUUAGUUUUAGUGUGGGACUGUGGGUCCUGACAGAUGUGGAGCGCUCCAGAUGGAGUCAACAGUCUUGUCACUGAUGUAUGAAUGUAACUAAGGACUUAUGGUAUCAUGCUUGUUUUUGAGCGUUGCCUGCUACUAUGUGUUUGUAAAAGUAAUUGGUUUCUUUUGGUUAUUUUUCAUUGUCUUGUUUUGGUGUACAUAUUAGAAGAGUUUUGUACAUUUAUUGAAUUAUCAAAUUAUUAAAUGUUUUGGACUUGUUGACUCAC